Camarhynchus parvulus is the source of this 5148-nucleotide messenger RNA. RefSeq names its product interleukin 21 receptor (gene IL21R). Gene Ontology annotation, biological process: cytokine-mediated signaling pathway; immunoglobulin mediated immune response. Lineage: Eukaryota; Metazoa; Chordata; Aves; Passeriformes; Thraupidae. The coding region runs from base 2654 to 4492 and encodes 612 amino acids. Gene Ontology annotation, cellular component: external side of plasma membrane. The record is from RefSeq and is a predicted model, not a curated record. Gene Ontology annotation, molecular function: protein binding; cytokine receptor activity. The transcript has 10 exons.
GACACUCUUGUUCAGAAGUAUUAGAAAUUCUUCCCACUUCUGGUCAAGCUGCCUUUGCUGUUCUUGCCACUUAAAAACUUAAACAACUUGUAAGAACUGCUGUUCGUGCAAUUCUGGCUCUGCUCCUAUUUUGGGUUUGUGUAGCAAGAUUUUAUAGUGGAGGGGAGCUACAAAGGUGGCUUUUCUGAGAAGCCACUCCCUUCCUGCCUUUUCUCCUAAAGGCACAUCACAUUGCUGCCUAUUUUUUACAAAAAAUAGGUAAUUUUUAUUAAUUGUUGCCCAUGCAUGCACACAAGAUCAUUUCUCACCUCUGCAGAUUGCUGAAAUCAAGAUCUGCCCCAGGCUCACCCAUGAUGAUGUAUCUUGAUCUCACAUUACCUGGAAUUUUCGUUUCUUUCAGCAUGCUUCUUUGACUGAGACCUUGCAGUCAUGGCAACAGCCCUCAAGGCCUCUCCUACUGCACCAAAGUCAAAAGGUCAGAAGGAACUUUCUGGUAAAAAAAGCAAGGAGAUCAGUGAACUGGUUGGUUUUCAACUGCAGGACUGUUGUCUUUCUAAGCAGAUUGCUCCCAAGCAAAGGAAAAACACAGUCAAGUGAGGAAGAGAGCAUUUUCCAGUUGCUUCACUAACACAACCAAAGCCUAAUGAAUUGCCAUACGUUGGCCUGUUUUCCCAGAGUGCCUAACAGCUAUCAGCAGCACAGCUGGAUUGCUAAAUCCUGAGUAUUUUCAUUCCUUGUGACAAUCUUGUUGAGAGGAACUUUACAUCUCUGCAGAACUCUGGCCAAAGGUGCUUUGCUCUAUUUGUUCUUUUUGCUGCCCUGCUUCCAAUCUGCCCAUCCUGUAGUUUUCUAUAACGUUGAAAUCUCCGUACUGUCCCUUCAGUAAGACUGCAAGAUGAAAGAGAAGAAAAACUGGCAACAGCCCUAGUUGAACAGAAUGGGGAACUGGCUGCUGUGGCAUGUUUAGCUGCAUGAGGGGAGGAACAGCUGUUUAGGUCUUUUUUGCUCUUAGUCAGAAUGCUGUCUAUAAAACUGAUCAUCUUUGCAUGAGGCCUAAGAUUCUGUAUUCUGAAUGCAGAGAGGCAGUUGUUGUGGCAAGAGCUGUUACAGUACAGCCUGUGAGCCACAGUCUGUCUUUGGUAGAAGGAUUUCUGUGCUAGACCUGCCCCAUUCCAAGAAGCAUGGCAGGCAUCCUAAGGAGCUCCUGUCCCAGUUUAGUGAUGGAUCAGCCACUUCCUUCAUCCUGUCUCUACCCAAUUGUAAAGAGCAGGGCAUUCACAACAGUGUGGUAUUUGUCCUCUGAUUGAAGGCUACCAAGUUGUUGACUAAUACGUAGCACCGGGAUUUUCCUACUUGGUGCUGUUUCCCCAGCUCUUAGAAAUGGGGAAAUUCACUAUAAGCUGAAAGGUUUGAGGUUGACUGCUUCUCCCCAGCUCAGCUUCUGCUGGUUUCACUUGCAAUGAGCCACCCACACAGCAGCAAAAAUUACGAUGAAGUGAGAAAGCACUGGACGGCAUUCUGGGGGUAGAAUUUCCACGCCUGGGUCAGCCUUAUAACCAGUCCCCAGUUCUUGUUUUGACACCCUAGGGAGUUUCUGUGAGAACCAGAUGUGUGUUGGCCGUGGAGCCAGUGCCUGUGGUAAACAGCCAGCUGAGGUCUGGAGGAGGUGGCUUGUACUGUGCUGCAAGUGCUGACCAGUGCUCAUGUCUGGCAGGCCCUGGGCUUGAAGAUUGUGCAGGGCAGUUCACUGCUGCCGGGUCUUCCCCCUCCACUGCCUGGCUGAGGUGCUUCAGAAGCACAUAGCAUGCUCCUCCACAACAUGACCGGGGGCAAUGAAGCCAUGAAAUGCCUUGUUUCCUCUACUAUAGCAAGAAUUAGGAUACACAGUUUGGCCUGUGCUGACUAUUUCAUGGCCUCAUUCUGAGUUAUGCUGGGCCCCUGCAACAGACACUCUUGUUCAGAAGUGUUAGGAAUUCUUCCCACUUCUGGUCAAGCUGCCUUUGCUGUUCUUACAACUUAAAAACCUCUGGCUCUGCUCCUGUAUUGGCUUUGUGUAGCAAGAUUUUAUAGUGGAAGGGGGGCUUUUCUGAGAAGCCACUCCCUUCCUGCCUUUUCUCCUAAAGGCACGUCACUUGCUGCCAGUGACGUGAGAAGUCACCAAAUGUGUUAGGACUGCAUGUUCUGUGGUUUACAGAUGCAGCUGGCUACCCCCCUGCAGCUUGCUGUGUCAGGCCUUUGCUUUGCACAUGCUGCCACAGCCGAGGUUGAAGACAGCUGGUGUGUUUUUCACCCUGUGACAGGUGCCAGAAAGUGCUUAAGGCACACUCCAUUGCUGCACCAGCCCCAAGUGUGGAAGAGCUGCAGCCAGGCAGGAUAGGUGGGACAUGCUGAUUUUUGACAGCUGUGGUAAAACAGAACUCCAUGAGAUACAGAUGAGGAUCUUGCCAUAAACAACUGUGUGCCAGGAGUAGAGUUCUGGUCUUGGUGCAUCCCCAAUUGCAGAGAUCUGGGACAAGCUGAUCAAUGUUGCCUUAAGAGGGUCAGUUUCUGCCAACCUGCGUGGAAGGAGCAGGGAGUUCUGCCAGCACUGCCAGCUCAGCAUGUGUUGGGUGAUUUCCUAAGAGAAGAUACAAGCCUCUGUGCAAUCUCCUCCAUGCAAGCAAGACAUACAUGGCCACAGCUCUGGGAAGGACAUCCAGUGAGAACCACCAUGAAGAACAAACUGUGGCUCCAGAAUAUUUUCAUCUGCCUUUUAUUCCAGCACACUAUGUGUUGUGAAAGCCUCACUUGUUUUGUGGACUAUGUACAGACCCUGUCCUGUAUCCUGCGAGAUGAGUUGGGUGCUGGUUCAUACAAUCUCACUGCUACAUGGGUUCCUGAGGAAGAUCCAGAAAAUACUGUGGCUGCUUGCAGUCUCGUGCAAUUGUCAAGAAACACCAGUCACACGCAGUACAUGUGCACUGUGGACAUGACUGAACUCCUAGCAGAUACCAAAGUCCAGGUGGAUGUUACAGAGAUAGCUGAUAGGCAGCACAUGCUUUCCAAAGAAUUUUAUUUGUCAGACAACAUAAAACCACAGCCUCCAUUCAACCUGACCGCUUUGUUCUCAGAGGGUUACAAUAUUUCUUGGGAAACCAUCUACCAGAACUCUUCCUUCUACUUUUUGAAUGGGGAACUAGAAUAUCAGCUGCGUUACAAAAGAAGAACUGACACCUGGGAGACUCAGAAGACUAAAGCUGUUCAUGAAGAUAAACGGACAUUGGUGAUCCUGCCAUGGGAACUACAGGCAGACACUGAGUACGAGUUCCAAGUGAGAGCUAGACCCCGGGAAGACAGUGGCUAUGGUGGCUUUUGGAGUGAAUGGAGUUCUCUGCUGUCAUUGAAAACCAGCCCUGCCGCAGUGACACAGAGAGCAGGCAUGGAAUGGCUGUUGUUGUUUGGUAUUGUCGUGGCAAUCAUGGCUUCAAUCACAACAUUUCUGGCCAAACAGCAGAGCUUGUGGAAGAAGAUGGCUUGCAUCCCAGACCCUGCUCCCUUUUUCAAACCUCUUUACAUGGCUCAUAAUGGAGAUUUUAAGAAGUGGGUUGGUGCAUCCCAUAUGAAAAUGACCUUUGAUUUCUUUGAAUGGGGAAUAGUCCUUCCAGAAGUCCUAGAAGUUUACACCAUGCAUCCUUCCAACAGCAUCCCACAGGAAGAGCUGCAUGAGCUAAGAAAGAAUCUGCCUUGCAAGCCCUGUGUGUCUUGCCUGACUACCCCAGGUCAUGGUAGCCAGUCACUGUGGUGCAGUGUAAACAGUAGUGGUGGGACUGAGGAUCAGUCAUAUGGGCACUUGUCAAUUGAUACAGUGACUGUGGCUGAUGAAUUUACAUCUUGUAACUGCCAGUGCAGCUGUAAUCAUGUGUACAGGGAACAUGACCAUACCAACAAGGAAGAUGAUAGUGCUGGAGAACCCGGUUACCCCAAGGUUAACCUUGAUGAGGAAGACAGAAAGAUAUCCAGUGAUUUGCAUUUGGCUGAUCUGAGUACACAGGACAAAAUACUUGCUUCAGGCUCUGUGUCCACAGACCACUUGAGGAGCACAAGUGUCCCAGUCAACCAGCAAGGAGAAAGGGGAGUGGAAGGAGGGGUGGGGAGCAUCCUAGAAGCCCUUUGCUUGCAGCCAUAUCAGUGGGAUUUGGAAAAUCCAGGUUCUCUACCUUCUCCUGAUGGUGAAAGUGUUUCCUACAGUGAAGGCUCCUAUGACUUCUUCCCUCACAAUACAAAGCCUGGUGACAGUUAUCCUUUGAUCUGUAUAGAUUUGGACACUAUUGACAGUGGUUUUGUGGACUCAGACUGUGGAAGUCCAGUUGACUCUGAAUUUGGGCAAAACAGUCAGACCAUUUGUGGGUCCAUCCCUCUUGAGCAAGACGGGCAAGACCUCACACGGAGCUACGUCAAGCAGUGGGUCUCGUGCCGCUCUGAGAGCCCCAUCAGUGGGACACAGACAAACUAAGGACUGGAUGAGUGUGGGACCUUUUUCAUAGUGUGCCAGGAGCAAACUGCUAGCAAAAUUCAGAAGAGAAACAAAGUUUACUUUGUGUAAGCUCUAUUGCAUAAAUUGACACCUGUUAGGUCCACAGAAAUAUACCUGUUUCUAUUCCCACUUAUCCUAUUAAUGUCUCAAAUUUGUUGUGAUUGAUUGUUCCUGAGUUUUGUUGGGUUUUGGUUUUUUUUAGAAUCAUAGAUCAAGCCUCCCUUGAUGUCAAAAAAAAAGUUAGAAAAAAGCAACUGUACCUUGAAAAUGAUCCUUUGGCUUAUAUAAAUAUGAAAAAUUUUUUGCAGUAAUCUUAUAAAGAGUACAGAACUUUAUUUUCCCUGGUAUUCUCACAUGACUUAAGAGUUUGGCUGCACGUGGAACCUUAGAAUCAUAACCCAUGGCAAGCAUGUUUGCUACGUUAAAGUUCCCCUACCUUUCCAAACAACAUGUGAUGUUACUUUUCCUUCUACUAUCUUUGGCUCUUUAAACUCAGCUCUAAUAGUCUGUUAAUGACAGACUGGCUCCAGACCAGUCCAUGGGGAUCAAAACUAAUUCUUACGAAAUCAUUGCAGAAAUGUGUGUACUAGAGACUAAGCACAACUCAGGUUUCAGAAAGGUUUUCCAGGCAGAGU